GCGACGCCCAUUUACUUCAAAUCCCAAUCAAUGGUGUCCUGCAGCGUUGCUGUGUCGACGUACUACAACGCGGAAGGAAGUAUCAUGCCAUCUUCGACCAAGUUUUCCCUGCAAUUUCCUUCCUUGCCAUCCGGAUUACCGAAGGAUAGUGAAAACGAUGCACUAGCGGACGGUGAUUGCUGCGUUCAGUGCUCCCAGUGCCACCAGACGGUUCAGGGUAUCGAGGCGCUGAAAGAACACAUUCAGCUUAAUCACAGCAGCAGUCCGGACGGUCCGAGGGCAAAGUUCUCGCGCGAUACAACCGAACCGGACGGCGACGACGACGACGACGACGACGAAGAAGCGGACGACGGUGACGACCACGCCGACAACAUUAUGGCGGAAGAGGACGAACAUCACGUCGAUCCGGACCCGGCCUCACCGCCACCAGCCACACCACCAGAGCCACCGGUGACCAGUGCGGUCGGUAGCCGUGCCAGUGGCGAUCUGAUCGGUAGCCGUCUGCAAGCGAAAUGCGUCAGCCUGCUCCAGCUGCAGCAGCAAAAGCAUCAAGCGUCGGUAAAGGCGCUGAACGAUGACGAGCCGGAGGAGGAGGAGGACGACGAGCCGGAGGUACCGUCCGGUGCGAUGCCGCGAGAUCUACUUAUGGCCGGUUUGGCACCGCAAACCGUACCGGCCAACCUGCCGUACGGUCCACGUUCCAUGGUGAUUAGCCCGGCCCAGGACGGCAGCAGCAAUUCCAGCAGCGGUCCCAGCUUACCGACCGGCGGCACAGUAAAGGACACCGAACUAGCGGUGUACGACUGUUCCCAGUGUCCGACCACAUUCACCAGCCGGGAUCAGCUGGAACGGCACGAGCUGCAUCACCCACCAUCGGCGGAUGCGAGUUGCAAGGUGUGCCACAAACCCUUUGCCAACGUUUACCGACUCCAGCGCCACAUGAUCUCCCACGACGAAUCGUUGCAGCGGCGCAAGUUCAAAUGCAACGAAUGUGAUAAAGCGUUCAAAUUCAAGCACCAUCUGAAGGAGCACAAGCGCAUCCAUUCGGGCGAGAAACCGUUUGUCUGUCCGAACUGUGGCAAGCGCUUCUCGCACUCCGGCUCCUACUCGAGUCACAUGACCUCGAAGAAGUGCAUCAACAUGGGCAUUCGGCUCAACCACAACAACAACAACAAUAAUAACAGCAGCAGCCACAACAACAAUAACAACACCAGCCACAACAAUAACAGUUCCAAUAAUAGUGGCAGUGGCAGUGAUAGCAAUCACCGGUCACCACAGUAUCCUUUCCACGGUGGUAACGGGCUGACGGGGCUCCCGAACGGGCAUGCCAUAGGCACCGGUGGGCUUGGCCGUUCGCCCAUUAGCCUGCGGCCCCAGCACGGUGUCGGUGCGCUGCAUCGCGAGCUCGACAUUGCUAGCCGGCUCGGGCUGGUCACCUCACCGUCACCAACGUCCUCCUGCUCGUCGGCGACCAAGCACGAGCUGGACGCGAUCGGACAGCCGGGUGUGGAUGCACUGCUGUUCAGCAAGAUACAGCACGCGUCCCUGCUCGCCUACUCGUUCGCCAUGCUCGAUCCGAACAUGUUGCGUCUGUUUGACUUCUCAGCCGCCGCCCAGCACCAGCAGCAACAAUCGUCGGCCAGCAGCGAAGCGCACGAACCGAUGGACGAUGGGCAGCAGCGAAGCGCUUCACCGACAGCGGAUGAGGACGUGCAGCGGCAGCGGCCCGAAUCGGCGAAACGACCAGCGUCCUCGUCUAUCGAUGUUGUUACGAUGGUACCAGACACGGUCGACCCAACCCUGCAACCUAACCCGUCCGGCACAGAGCGUAUGGAAGUUGAUGAUGAGCAGGAUGAGAGCUGCGCCGUGGAGAAGGUAGAGGUAGUGAUGGCAUCCGAUCCUGACAGCGUACAACCUCAACCUACCACCUUCCACGAUGAGGGAGACGUGCGGAAAGCUGGUGAUCAGAUGCAGAAAGCUAGCAUCGCUACUAGCAAUAACCACACCAGUGAACGGAGCGAAGCAUCUCAGCAGCCACCGAAAGCCGAUCAACACGUGGACGAUGACAUCGAAAGCAAGCCAUUGCUUCCGAAGCAAGAACCCGUAGAGGAAGUAGUACAGGAUUCCAUACGUUCCAGCGCAGUGGUAACAACGCACCACGAGUCGCCAUCUGAUGCCACCGCCGGCAAACCGAUCGUGAAAGACGAACCGUCCGAGGAGGAGAUCGGUGUCGAGCAGAUGGAAAUGGCCGAGCUGAAGCUAACCGAACGUGACGAGCGUGUACAGUUUUCUUCGCCCUCCGCCACGUCCUCACACUCACCGUCGGUUUCCGGAUCUCCGCUGCACUGUCUCUAUUGCAGCGAGGAGUUUGCGACCGAGCCCGAAAUGUUGCAGCACGCGCGAAUGUUCUGCAAACGCUCGCUGCUGCUCAACCCGUUCGUGCAUGCGUCGGGCCCACUGUCACAGGCAACCGCGAACGGUACUACGAUCGGCAGUAGCACUAGCGGCAACAGUAGCAGUAGUUGCAGCGAGGACGACACCGACUACGACACGGUCGCACUCAAGGGUGACUGUGGUGUAGGUGCGUACGGACUGCACGGCAGUGUGACCGGUGGAACUCUCGGUUUGGUAGGACCACACGGUGGUGCGGGAGGUGGUGGCAAGGUACGGGUGCGUACCUCCAUCUCCGAGGAGCAGCAGAACGAGCUGAAGAAGUACUACGCACGCAACAGUAAACCGAGCCGCGACGAGUUCCAGGCCAUCGCCCAACACGUCAAGAUGGAGGCGCGCGUCGUACAGGUGUGGUUCCAGAACAAUCGUUCGCGAGAGCGCAAGAUGGGUGCGGGUGUAGUGCGCCAGUAUCCCAGCCAGACGGCCCCGGUCGGUGGUCAAACGGUAGCAACGGUAGGAGCACCCAUCUCGCCGCUCCACGCCGAUAGUGCACCGUCGGUGGUCGUCACCGGCCAGGACACGGGCGAUCAACCGCUCGACCUAUCCGUAAAGAAGGGUCUGCUGACGGUAGGUGAGGCCCUGCUCAGUGCGGCCACCAAUUCGCAGGCUGCUGCAUCGGCACUUGCCGCCGGUACGCUGCCAGCCGUACUGCUCCAAGCAGACACCAUGUCCGCCCUGAACGAGGCGAUGAACCUCAGCAUCAAGACGUCCUGUUCGCCGACCGCCUACUUCUACCAUGACAUACAUCCAAUCCACGGCGUGACGGCCGGCACACAGUCCCACGGAACGGGUGGCAAUCCGCUGAAGCUCGGUCUGGGCACUGGUGUGCCACGGGACACACCCUCACCGCCGCAGGACGGUCGGGGUCAGCAUACGGCACAGUCCGCACCAGGACCGCCUCCACCGCACACGUUCGGCAAAUAUCCGCCAAUGCACGGUCUGCACCAUCCGCACCACCACCAUCCGGCCAACCUGACCAACAUGGAUCAGCUGCUCCGCCAGUUCUCACCGAAGCUAUCGGCAGCGGCUGCCGCCACCGGCGGCGUUAUGGCCGGACGGGGGAGCCUGAGUCCUGGUGCGCGUGACAUGCUACCAGAUGACAGUGCGUCCAAGUACUAUGCCGCCUUCCCGGACAAGAAGCACCUGCUGCAAUCGAUGCUGAACGUGCCGAAGCGAUUGGCCGGAGCUUACGGGCUCGGUGGAGGCAAUGGAGGGACCGGAGUUCCGGGUGGUAAGGAUGCCGGCGGUUCUCUUGCACAUCCGGCCCCGGACGCCGAGGGCCAGUACGUCUGUGAUCAGUGUGACAAGACGUUCAGCAAGCACAGCUCCCUGCAACGACACAAAUAUGAACAUUCAGGUCAACGUCCUUACAAGUGCAUGGAAUGUCCGAAAGCGUUCAAGCACAAGCAUCACCUAACCGAGCACAAGCGUCUGCACAGUGGUGAGAAACCGUUCCAGUGCUGCAAAUGUCUGAAGCGCUUCUCGCAUUCCGGCUCGUACAGCCAGCACAUGAACCAUCGCUACUCCUACUGCAAACCGUACAGGGAGGGCAAAUAAGGCAACGGCCUGGGGCGGGAUGUUCCGUCCCCCGGUGCUGGCCUUGCCCAACACGCUCCCUACGAACGCGAUCCUACCCAGCCCGCUUCCCAGCAUCCACGCGGACUCCGCCGGGGUCGGGGCGGUAGGCUUGCCCUCACAACCAACCAUGGAUACGCACGGUCCCGGCCAGCUGGUGAGCAGAAGCAACCAUAUCCUGGACCACCGCCCCCUCCACCCC
This is a messenger RNA of Anopheles maculipalpis, 4228 nucleotides long. RefSeq names its product zinc finger protein 1 (gene zfh1). The record is from RefSeq and is a predicted model, not a curated record. The transcript has 5 exons. Gene Ontology annotation, biological process: regulation of transcription by RNA polymerase II; anatomical structure development. Gene Ontology annotation, molecular function: DNA-binding transcription factor activity, RNA polymerase II-specific; RNA polymerase II cis-regulatory region sequence-specific DNA binding. Bases 31 to 4008 code for a protein of 1325 amino acids. Lineage: Eukaryota; Metazoa; Arthropoda; Insecta; Diptera; Culicidae.